Messenger RNA from Lotus japonicus, 1803 nucleotides. RefSeq names its product F-box/kelch-repeat protein At1g80440. The record is from RefSeq and is a predicted model, not a curated record. Bases 225 to 1307 code for a protein of 360 amino acids. The transcript has a single exon. Gene Ontology annotation, molecular function: protein binding. Lineage: Eukaryota; Viridiplantae; Streptophyta; Magnoliopsida; Fabales; Fabaceae. Gene Ontology annotation, biological process: regulation of phenylpropanoid metabolic process; negative regulation of cytokinin-activated signaling pathway.
AUAAAGCCCAAAACUCGGCACUCUCAACCCCACAACACCAUUUCAACAACACAAGCAUCUUCACUUCACAAGCAUCUCUUCCUCUUCUCAGAAACCAAACCCCUCUUCAUCUCUUCUCACCCUUUCUAAAAUUGCUUUGCAAAGAUCCUUUCCUUCUGCUAUUCCAAUUCAUGGGUGUUCAUUAAUUCAUCGUUGACCUUUGUAGUAACAGUGUUUCUGCUAUCAUGGAGCUAAUUUCUGGUCUACCGGAUGAUGUUGCGCGAGACUGUCUGAUUCGGGUUUCAUACGAGCAGUUCGCCGCAGCGGCGGCGGUCUGCAGAGGGUGGAAAACAGAGAUACACUCGCCGGAGUUCCAUCGUCAACGGCGGAGCACGGGGCACGCCGAGAAAGUCAUGGUGACGGUUCAAGCCCAGCCCGAACCGGAGAAGUCCGGAACCGGUUCGACAAAGCGUCUGACGAACCCGGUUUACCGGCUCAGCUUAUUCAACCUGGGAACAGGUGACUGGAGCGAGUUACCGGCACCUCCCGGUUUCGGUUCGGGAUUACCGGUGAUGUGUCAGGUUGCCGGUGUCGGGUACGAUCUUGUGGUGAUGGGCGGGUUAGACCCGGAUUCAUGGAAAGCAUCGAAUUCGGUGUUUAUUUAUAAUUUCUUGUCGGGGAGGUGGCGCAGUGGGACCGACAUGCCCGGUGGGUCCCGCUCGUUUUUCGCAUGCGCGUCGGAUUCUCACCGGACGGUGUUCGUCGCCGGCGGGCACGACGAUGAGAAGAACGCGCUGAGGUCGGCGCUGGCGUACGACGUGGAAACGGACGAGUGGGUCCAGCUGCCGGACAUGGCGGCGGAGCGCGACGAGUGCAAGGCGGUGUACCGCCGUGACGGGAGCUUCGUCGUCGUCGGUGGUUACCGGACGGAGGCUCAGGGAGGUUUUGAGAGGACCGCAGAGGCGUUUGAUGCGGCGGAGGGGAAGUGGGGCCAGGUGGAAGAGAACUUCUUGGGUUGCGCCACGUGUCCGAGGACGGUUGUGGACGGCGGCGAUGGAGAUGAGAGCGGGUACAUGUGCAGUGGCGGCGGGGAUUUGAUGGCGAAGAGGGGGGACACGUGGCAGAAGGUGGCGAGGGUGCCGGGUGAGAUAUGCAACGUGGCGUAUGUUGGAGCGUUGGAUGGGUCAGUGUUGUUGAUAGGAUCGAAUGGGUAUGGUGGAGUUCAUAUGGGUUAUGUGUUUGAUGUGAAGAGUUGUAGUUGGAGAAAAUUGGAGAGUCCAGAAGGGUUCCAUGGACAUGUCCAAAGUGGUUGCAUCUUGGAGAUUUGAUUUAGGAAUUUGGGGUUUUUGAUAUUUCCAAUGGAGGGUGAUAUUUUGGAUUCACAGAUUUGGAUUAUCUGUGCAGGGACAUGGCAUAAAGUGUUUUUAACUUUUUCUUGAUCCCUUUCCACCUCUUUUUUUAUUAUUCUGGCUGUCUGCUGAGUGCUGAGGGAGAUUUUGGAUAGUAGUUUGAGCUUUUUGACCCCUCCUCAGUUUGAAAAGAAAAAACAAAAGUCAUGAACAAGAUAUAGGUAAAAAUUAUACCUUUCUAUGAAAAUUAACAAUGAGACUAGUUCUGUUGGAAAAUGAUUCCCUCCCUUACACCAUUAAGGACUUAGACCACAUGUCAUAUUGGAUGAGAAGUGAAAUAAGCGGAAAAUGUGAUAUGUGAUGUGAUAAAGAAAAAUAAGUGAUAAAUGUGAUAUGUGAUGCGAUAAAAAAAAAAGAGGUAUUGUUACUCUUUUUGUGUAUCCUGGUGGCAUGAAGUAAAUAUGUUUGUUUCUGA